Messenger RNA from Eimeria maxima, 960 nucleotides. RefSeq lists its product as hypothetical. The record is from RefSeq and is a predicted model, not a curated record. The coding region runs from base 1 to 960 and encodes 319 amino acids. NCBI's taxonomy places the organism in Eukaryota, Apicomplexa, Conoidasida, Eucoccidiorida, Eimeriidae. The transcript is spliced from 3 exons.
AUGAGUGGCUCUGAGGAAGAAGGCAUUCAGACGGAGUCCCGCAGUCCGAUUAGGGCUCAGCGGACCCCGUCUUCUCUCGCAGAGAGCAGCAGCAACAGCAACACAGGUCGUGAGAAACUCACAUCUUCCCAGCGUAUUUGCCAGCUCCUGCUAGAACGUCACGGCAGCAGAAUAACUCAGCUUCUGCUGCAGAAUGAAGAAGGGAAGCAGCUGCUAAGGGCAUUUCUCGCUCUGUCUUUCAGCCCUGCCGCACAAGAAGGCGGCAACUGUCUCGUUCGUAUCAUUGAGAGGGACCCUGAAUCUCUCUUGCCACUUUUGCUCAAGAAAUCAGGCGAGAAGAGCGUGGCACGAGGGCUGGCGGUGUGCCUGCUGCGAGGAGUAUCGAAUGCAACAGCAGAAGACCUCAAGCCGGUCGUGGCAGCACUGUCUGAGGCCAUUCUGGAGCCUUUGGGGGAACAAGCGGAGGCGCAGAAGCCUGCAGGAGGUACAGAAGAGAGCAGCCCCUCGGCGGAUCUGAUUGCUGGUGCUGAUGAUGAUGAUGGGACUGACAAGAGGCCUGAUGAGCAAGCGGCUGGUGGAGAGGAGCUUUUAAGACGGCCGUCUCGCGUGCAGGAGCUUAUCCGAGAGCAGCAACGGAGGUGUCAACAACAGCAGCAGCAGCAACAGUUGCUGCGGCAGCGCAGCAGCUUCGUGCGGGAUUCUGCAGAGGGAUCUCGAGCGUCGCGGGAUACAGACGAGGGGAAGUCACGAAAGCUGCAUGAGAGGCUCUUGAUUGAAGCCCUCAUCUUUGCUACCAGUGAGACCUCUUCACCUGAAGCAGCGGAGCUGUGUGAAAAACUUGUAGACUUCUCCCCUGGAGUUUUAACACGAGUAAUCAAAAUCGAAGUAUCGAGAAAUGCAGCAGAACCCCCAGCCACAUCCCCCACUGCAGCAGGCUCAGGCGCAGCCGAAACCUCUUAG